UCCCGGACCCCGGCCUGCCGCUGCGGGGAGCCAGGAGCUCCAGCGGUCACCGUAGACAUGGAGCUUCGGGAGACCGGCGGGUAACGAGAACUGCCACGGCGCCCAGCCCCGCAGUCGCCAGCUCUUCUGUUCCGCGUGUUUAGGCAGCGAGAUGACUCAGAGAAUCGGGCUUCCGGUCUGGGGGCUCCCGGGUCCGCCGCUGUUUCUCUUGGGCGUGACCUGGCACGCCGUCGUCCGCUGCUCUUUGCUACCUGGCCUCGAAGGAAGUGCCCGCCUUUUGCAUCUUUCCAGUAACGUGUCGAAGCGCCGGCUGGACUAUUGUGAGACGGAAGCGAAAUUAGCCUUGUCUCUCGACUUUUGGACUCUGUCCUCUGAAAACCUUAUAGCUGUGUUCCCAGUUGAUCCUGUUAAAGAAAAUUACGUUCGUAAAGUGAAAAACUGUAUUUUUUCAGUUGCCUUCCCUACUCCUUUCAAAUCAAGAGUACGUCUUGUAGCAGUUUCAAAGGAGGUUCUAGAAGAUAUUUUGGACCUUGACUUCCGUGUCUCAGAAACAGAUGAUUUUAUCCAGCUUGUGAGUGGUGAAAGGAUAGUAUUUGGAUCCAUUCCACUGGCUCACAGAUAUGGUGGGCAUCAGUUUGGGAUAUGGGCAGGUCAGCUUGGGGACGGAAGAGCUCACCUAAUUGGAAUUUACAUGAACAGGCAGGGUGAAAAGUGGGAGCUCCAAUUAAAGGGCUCAGGAAAGACUCCAUACUCCCGAAAUGGUGAUGGCAGAGCUGUACUUCGUUCCUCAGUGAGAGAAUUUUUAUGCAGCGAGGCUAUGCACUCUCUUGGAAUUCCAACUAGCAGGGCUGCAAGUCUGGUUGUGAGUGAUGAUGAAGUAUGGAGAGAUCAAUUCUACAAUGGAAACAUUGUGAAAGAAAGAGGUGCAAUAGUGCUGCGUGUUGCAAAAUCAUGGUUUAGAAUUGGAUCAUUAGAAAUUUUGGCUCAUUAUGGUGAACUGGAUUUACUAAGGACGUUACUAGACUUCAUCAUACAGGAGCAUUUCCCCUCAGUAAAGGCCACAGAACCUAACAGAUAUGUGGAGUUUUUCUCUACUGUGGUAUCAAAGACGGCACAACUCAUUGCCUUGUGGAUGUCUGUUGGUUUUGCUCAUGGUGUUUGUAAUACUGAUAACUUCAGUUUGUUAUCCAUUACAAUCGACUACGGCCCAUUUGGUUUUAUGGAAGCCUAUAACCCAGAUUUUGUCCCAAACACAUCUGAUGAUGAAAGAAGAUAUAAAAUAGGAAAUCAGGCCAAUAUUGGGAUGUUUAAUUUAAACAAAUUGUUGCAAGCUUUAAAUCCAUUACUGGAUCCUAGGCAAAAGAAGCUAGCUGCUCAGAUUCUUGAGGGGUAUCCUGUUCUUUAUUACACAAGAUUUAGAGACUUGUUCAAAGCCAAGCUGGGGUUACUUGGAGAAAGGAAGGGUGAUGACAAUUUAAUUGCAUUUCUCUUACAUCUCAUGGAAAAGACAGAAGCUGAUUUUACAAUGACAUUUCGGCAGCUCAGCGAGAUUACUCAAAGCCAGUUAGAGGAGCUCAACAUUCCCCAGCAAUUCUGGGCACUGAAGAUGAUCUCAGAGCACCAGCUUUUCCCCGCCUGGGUAUCCCAGUACCUUUUGAGACUGAAGAGUAACAUGAAUGAUUCAGAUUCUGAAAGAAGAAAAAGAAUGGCAACUGUUAAUCCUAGAUAUGUACUGAAGAACUGGAUGGCAGAGUCCGCAGUGAGAAAAGCAGAAAGGAAUGAUUUUUCAGAGGUGUCCAUGGCACGAGCCACGUGGGUCCACUAAUCCUGACAGCAGUGAAGAUGGGAUGAACGAAAUCUACAUGAAUCUGCCUGGAUGAAUCCCACAUACAAUGUUCGGCAAGACAAGCAAGUGGCAAAGGCAUAUGACAGGCACCCCUUAAAUACAGUGUGAAACAUGCAAAACUAUACGCCACAUAGGGAGGCAUGCAUAGAUAAUAAAAGUAACAACAUGAAUAAAGAUGAUAAACAUCAUCUUCGGACAGUGGUUACUUCGAGGUGAGGAAGAAAUCUGAGUUAGGGAAGGAGACUCACUCUGGGCUCUAAUGCUAUUGGAAGUAUCUGAUUUCUGAAGCUGGCUGGAGGGUACACGGGGGUUCGUGUAUUGUUCUGCAUACCUUCUUGUACGCUUCAAGUACGUCAUAAUCAAUUAUUGAAAAUGCAGUGCACAUAAUACAUGUUUUAGAAGAGGACUGGCCUUGGAACUCAUGCUGUCACUGUCCUGCACUGGAGUAGAUGUUAUCGAUGCUCAUGGCUCUCUUUCUGACACUGGUCCCACCUCAGAAUCAUUCCCACCACAGCAUGUAUGUGGUCACAACCAAGUGAUCAGCGUUGGCAUCAGAGAAACUGAUGAGAAAUCAGAGAAA
Molecule: messenger RNA, 2426 nt
Organism: Lontra canadensis (Northern American river otter)
Lineage: Eukaryota; Metazoa; Chordata; Mammalia; Carnivora; Mustelidae
Product: protein adenylyltransferase SelO-like
Exons: 19
Coding region: 152-1825 (557 amino acids)
Source: RefSeq, a predicted model, not a curated record